AUGGCCGACGACGCGACAGCAAGCGCAACUGCGCAGGACCCAAGUCUCACUGGUGAAGGUGCCACAGACACCAAUGCGCUCGAUCAAGAUACCAGCAUGCUCGAAGACGCACCCGGCAAGGAGUCUUCCAACGAUCCCGCGACUGCCACGCCCACAGCCGCAUCAGAUAACCCCCUAGACGCACCCGAUGGCCCAAGACCGGAGGCGGAAGACGCUGAUGGCCAAGAUGACGAAGAGAUGGGCGGUGUCGACGAUGCGAAAAAGGAGAACGGCGAGGGCGCUGAAGCUGCUGACCCAGAGGCGCAAGCAAAAGCCGACUUGCAGUCAGCGGCGCGUUCACACUUUGUGACCCAGACAUAUGCGACCAUCAUCCCGAGCUACGCAACCUGGUUCGACAUGCGCUACAUCGACUACCGCGAGCGCAAAGCCCUACCCGAGUUCUUCAACGGUCGCAACCGCAGCAAGACACCCGCCGUCUACCGCGAUUACCGCGAUUUCAUGAUCAACACAUACCGCCUGAACCCAUCCGAGUACCUCACAGUUACCGCAUGCCGAAGGAAUCUUGCAGGAGACGUCUGUGCUAUCAUGCGCGUACACGCUUUCCUCGAGCAGUGGGGAUUGAUCAACUACCAAGUCGACCCUCAAGAACGCCCAUCCAACAUUGGUCCUCCAUUCACCGGCCAUUUCCGUGUUACCGUCGAUACGCCUCGCGGACUGCAACCGUUCCAGCCAGGACCAGGCUCAAAAGUCACAGACGGAAAGCAGCUCACAGCCACCGAUCGCGCUGCGAGCCAGCAACCGACUGCGAAGAGCGAGACCAAGUCUUUGGCUGGACGAAACAUCUACGAGGCCAAUGGCAAAGAAGCAUCCGUGGAGCCAAAAGCUGCUAAUGGCGAAGGUGCCGCCAACGGCUCGGUAGACGUCAAGGAUCUCGAAGCCGCUGCAAAGGAGCCAACCAAGGUCAUCAACUGCUUCAGUUGCGGCGUCGAAUGUACCCGUGUACAUUUCCAUGAAACGAAACCUUCCGAGCAGACUGGCCAGAUCAAGGCUGCUGGUGGCUUGAAGCGCGACCUUUGCCCCAGGUGUUUUGUAGAGGGCAACUUCCCGCAAGGCACAUCCUCAGCCGACUUCACAAAGAUCUCCAACCCGGAGAACUCAGCAGCGGCCGAGACGGAAGAGAAGUGGACGGAAGAGGAGACUCUUUUGCUACUCGAGGGCUUGGAGGAGUUUGACGAUGACUGGAACCGUGUUGCCGACCACGUCCAGACGAAGACACGCGAGCAGUGCGUGAUGAAGUUCCUGCAGCUCGAGAUUGAGGACAAGUACAUCGAGGCGGAUCUACCAGAGUCACAAUCGGCAGCUCCUUCAACCAAAUUCUUGCGCGAUCUGGAAUACCUCAGCGAGGGCCGUGUACCCAUCCACCACGCCGACAACCCGAUUCUCAGCGUCGUCAGCUUCCUAGCGGGUCUUGCUCCCGCAAACGUCACAGAGGCAGCGGUAGCGUCGGGGCGCAGUGUCGGCGAGAUGAAGCGCAUCCUUCAAGAGAAGAUCAACAAAGCCCCAACCGCACCAUCAGAGAAGGGCAAAGAGAAGGAAGGCGAGCAGUCUACACCCGCAGCGACCGCCUCAGACAUGAAGCCAGAAGGCGGCGACGCUAUGGACGUCGACCCCUCUGCCGAGUCCACUGCCGUAGCCACACGGGAAUCCGACUCGUCCUCCAACCCCAACCCUCUAGCCACCCUCCCCUUCGCCCUCUCCGCAGCCCGUUCCUCAGCACUAGCCUCGCACGAAGAACGCCACAUCACCCGUCUCGUCUCCGGUGCCGUAAACCUCCAACUCCAAAAGCUACAGCUCAAGCUCGCUCACUUCAACGACUUCGAGAAGCUCCUCUCCGCCGAACGUCGCGAUCUGCAACGCCGCCGCCAGCAGCUUUUCAUGGACCGCCUCAACUUCCAGAGGAGAGUCCGCGCUCUGGAAGACGCUACCAAGCGCAUCAGCAGCUCCAUGGGCGGCCAGGGUCUGCCCGGCAGCAUGAGCAACGAAGACGCUGUUCAGGCGCUAACGGAAGCCAUGCGCAUGUUCGGCGUAGGCAAAGGCGAGGACAGCAUGGGCGUCAAGCGCGACAGCGUCGACGCUGGUGUUGCUCAGCCCCUUGCCGAAGGCGCAGAGGGCUACAGCAAAGUAGAGAUUUAG
Molecule: messenger RNA, 2193 nt
Organism: Alternaria ethzedia
Lineage: Eukaryota; Fungi; Ascomycota; Dothideomycetes; Pleosporales; Pleosporaceae
Exons: 3
Coding region: 1-2193 (730 amino acids)
Biological process (GO): positive regulation of DNA-templated transcription
Cellular component (GO): SWI/SNF complex
Molecular function (GO): DNA binding; histone binding
Source: RefSeq, a predicted model, not a curated record